CUCAGCACCGUCUGCCGGAAAUACAACGUAGAAGAAGAAGAGCUAAUGGCUAAUGCUGCUCACUGACAGGGAAGUAGCAGAGCGUGUUGACUGAUAGCGUUGAGCAUACGAAACAAGAAGAAGCCCUUACUCGUCUUGAAAGCUUUCAGGCUUGGAUCCGAGGGCCUGUGCGAUUUGCCUUGAGCACAUCUUUACUCACGGCUGCAUCCCCGGUUCACAUUUUUUUAUUUUUGUCUAAAUUGAGGAAGUGGAGGCAGAAGGACAACAUUUUGGAUUGGAACUAAGAUUAGGAUAAGGACCACCUCCACAGCUAUUUGUGAAAGCAAGGAGUGAUCAAGUCUGCAGGUGCUCCCAUUCUGUGUCAGCAGUGCCACUCUCUCGACCACCAUGUCGGAUGGCCGGAUCUAUGUGGGGAAUCUCCCUGUGGAUGUCCAGGAGAGAGACAUUGAGGAUCUCUUCUACAAAUAUGGAAAAAUCCGUGAUAUCGAAUUGAAGAACAAUAGAGGCACUAUACCUUUUGCUUUCGUCAGAUUUGAAGAUCCACGGGAUGCUGAUGAUGCCGUCUAUGGAAGGAAUGGAUAUGGUUAUGGAGACUCCAAGCUACGUGUGGAGUACCCUCGAUCUUCUGGUGCUAAAUUUGGCCCUAUGGGAGGAGGUGGUGGUGGAGGUGAAAGAGGAGGAGGAGGAGGUGGAGGUGAAGGCGGAGGAGGAGGAGGAAGAGGAGGAGGAGGUGAAAGAGGAGGAGGAGGAGGACCUAGGGGAAGAUUUGGACCCCCAACUCGAAGAUCUGAAUUCCGGGUCAUAGUGACUGGGUUACCACCAACUGGGAGCUGGCAGGAUCUGAAGGAUCACAUGCGUGAGGCCGGAGACGUUUGUUUUGCAGAUGUGCAGCGUGAUGGAGAGGGCGUGGUGGAGUUUCUCCGUAGAGAGGACAUGGAGUACGCAUUGCGCAGACUGGAUCGGACCGAGUUCCGUUCACAUCAAGGCGAGACUGCGUACAUCCGCGUCUAUGAGGAGAGGGGCACCCCCUCCAACUGGAAUCGGUCGCGUUCCCGCUCCAGAUCCAGAGGUCGCUAUUCGCCCCCCUUUCCUAACAGAGGUUCUCCACCUGCACGCUACCAGUCGCCUCCACGCCAUACUAUGUCCCGCCAUAGUCCACCCCCCAGGAGGCACCCGCCACAGCACCAUAGCCCACCGCCACGUCAUUACCGGUAGAAAGGCUGCCAUUUAUAGAGGAAUUGGGGAAAAUGUUUUGUAAUUCUUCUUUUUUUUUUUUAACCCCAGGCCUCCUCGUAUGAUACAUCUUUAUUUCUUGCUACAUACAUUCCAUUGUCAUGAGCACCUAAACACCCUGCUUCUCCCCACAGCCUUAAAGAUUUUUUUCUUUGUUCUGUAAACGCCCUUAAUUGUUUUCUGGAAAUGGGAUUGUUGAUUUAGUUUUUAAGUUUUUUAUUUUCAUUUUUUCUUAGUGAUGUAAUUGUAUUUGAUUACAAUAUAACAUAUGGAGGUUUCUUUUAUAAAGAAAUCCUGGGUUGUGAUGUCAAACCUUGACAGGAAUGGCAAUGUUUAUUCUCCCAAAAAUUACACAAUUCUGCAGCUAUCAGGCUGAGGGUGCUUCUUAAAUUCUUGACAAGGUAUUCCUUAUUGUGUGUCGCUUUCUUGUAGCUUAAAGUAUGAAGUUUUUUGCCAAUCUAAGAACCUGUGAAGCUAAUCAAUAUCAUAGUCCGAUUCAAAUCAUAUAAAAUGAGUGAGCCUUUUAGAGUAGUUAUACAUGUUGACUGUGAGCCUAACUUGUCAGAUUAUUUUUCUUUUUUCUUUUUUUUUAAAUGUUUGAACCUCUGACUGAGGUGGCCUGUAGGUCUUCACUGUUGUUUAUUGUUUACCAAUAAAAUGCAAA
Messenger RNA from Anoplopoma fimbria (sablefish), 1897 nucleotides. It is a transcript of the gene srsf9, whose product is annotated as serine and arginine rich splicing factor 9. The coding region runs from base 388 to 1215 and encodes 275 amino acids. NCBI's taxonomy places the organism in Eukaryota, Metazoa, Chordata, Actinopteri, Perciformes, Anoplopomatidae. Gene Ontology annotation, molecular function: mRNA binding. Gene Ontology annotation, cellular component: nucleus; ribonucleoprotein complex; cytoplasm. The record is from RefSeq and is a predicted model, not a curated record. The transcript is spliced from 5 exons.